Molecule: messenger RNA, 676 nt
Organism: Camelina sativa (false flax)
Lineage: Eukaryota; Viridiplantae; Streptophyta; Magnoliopsida; Brassicales; Brassicaceae
Source: RefSeq, a predicted model, not a curated record
GUAAAACCUAAAAAGUCAAAAAUAAAAAGGGGAAAGUGGGAGAGGAGAGGUCUCAUCUCAAUCUACGUCUCUUCUUCUUCUUCUUCUUCUUCUUACAUUCUCCAGAGAGAAGCCGUCUUCUUCAUUCCUUCGUUUCAGCUUCUCUGCGAUUCCCAAAAAUGUCGAGCCGUUGGUUGAGACCUGAGGUGUAUCCUUUGUUCGCUGCCACCGGAGUCGCCGUUGGGAUCUGUGCGUUUUCGUUGAUCAGAAACAUCACCGGAAACCCUGAAGUCAGAUGCACAAAGGAGAACAGGGCUGCUGGAAUUUUGGAUAACUUUGCAGAGGGAGAGAAGUACAAGGAAAAUUUCCUCAGGAAGUUUGUUCGCAACAAGCAUCCUGAAAUCAUGCCUGGAAUCAACAAGUUCUUCACUGAUCCUAAAUACUGAAAACAAGCAUCAUCAUCAUCUUCCAAGACCUCAGCUUCGUCGUAUUGAAUUAUGGAAUUGAAUCUCCUGUGAUAUAAACCUCAUUUGUCAGUUUCACAUUGUUGAUGUAUCCUCCAGCUGAAAACUUAUUAAUGCUGGGCUUAUGUUGUCACUUUUUAAGCUGAACUAUUGCUCCCCUCUUUUGGCACCGUAACUUUAUAUUUUUAUAAUCAAAAUCUCAUCUGAGAGUAAUAAGCACUUGCUUUCUUCAA